AUGGCAGACUCUUGCGAGCCUAACGCUAAGCCCAACGCCAACGGCACCGCCCCGAACGCCCCCAGCAAUCCUAUCAUCAUUUCCGACCCGCCCAAGGUCGUCCCGGCCUAUUGUGACCUAACCCGUGAUGGAACACCGCAGGUAGAACGCCGGGACCGCGAUGAAGAAAACGGUCAAGGCCAGGAAGUUAGUGCUAUUAGACAGGAAACACAGCCUGCGGACCUAGCCCCUUCUGACCCCCGUCUCCGUGCCCGCAAUACGCCAAACACAGAUGCUGUUUUUGACCGCCAUGUCGUGGACUUGACUGAGUCUCCCCAGAAAGCAACUCAUGAUGAGCGGCGAGGUACUUUCGAGGCAGGCCUGCGCAGCCCUCCUCCCCAGUACUGCCCGCGUUAUUAUGCCGGCACGAUAGACCCAACGGCGGGGAUGCGUCUCGACCGCCGUCCGGAUGUCAGCCUUGACGAAUUACUUGCAGGGAUCGACGGGCGUGGAACACAACCUUCAGAGACUAGUGUGGUAUGGGAAAGCGCUACCUCACCUAUUACGUCGAGUGCUCCUGAGGUGAUCAGCAACCCGGCUACGGUGACUGCGGUUUUCUGUGACUUGACCCAGGGCGCAACUGGAGAUCAAGAUGCUGCAAAGGAAGCGCAAUCUGCCGGGGCUGUGCCGGCAUCCAGCAACCCUAACUUGCACAAUGUAUCCAUAGCUCCCCUGUUGGAUGUCGACUCCCCGGUGGUAGUUUCCGCGGUUUGCGAAUUGACACAAAAUGAGAAUGGAGUUCAGCCGUCCGCUAAGGAUAAGGAGCAGGAAGCAAGCCUCGCUGAACAGGAGGUGCAACCUGCCAUGGGGUACUCCAAGGAGCGUGAGGCCAAGGACCGAAUGAAUAUUCACUCUGUCCCUGCAGAAAUAAGUGGCGAAGGCAAAUCCGCUGUCCAGGGCGAGAUUCGCCCUACGAUCGAUAUCUCUGAGCCUCUCCCUGAUGCUCCGGACCUUCAACCUGCAGUCAAGCCUGAACCUCAGACCGAGAACCUUCCUGGCACCCAGACUGGUCUCAGCGAAACAGAACGCAGAGCCGAUGAGUUUCUCAAGUGGCUGCAGCACGAUCUCGCACAAUCCAAGGUCCAGUCUGAAUCUCAAAAGGAGGCUCUUCCACAGACUUGUUCUAAGGCUCUGCAGGAUGCUCCAGGAGUCGUCACUGAGGAUCAUCCUAGCACCCAACCUAGCCAAAACGUGGAAAUAUGCAAGGCCGCUAGUUCCUUGAACUGGUUGCAGCAAGAAAUGGCACAGCCACAGGUCGAGCACACAGUUCACGAAGGUGUUCAUCCCCGUACUGCUUCCGAAACUCUGAGAGAUGCUCCAGACUUCAAGAUUGAGAUUGAACCCCAUGCUGAAAAGUUCGGUGCCGAAGCUACCCAAGCCGAGGAACAACCCGAGUCCCAGCAACCGGCCCUCAAGCGUGCCCUACCCGACAACGAACAGGGCACUACAAAAGAAUAUCCGGCGUCACCCAGAACUCCCAAGAAACAGCGAAUCCACGAGCACGAUUCCUACGCCUCCACCAAAGACCAUUUCCUCAAGUGCCUCGGCGAAGUGGUACGCAAGGUCAAGCAGACCUCGUGGGCCAUCAAGAACGCCACCAACAGCAUGGAGAACGAGUUCAUGAACGGGGUUGAGACGGACUUUUCCCUAGUCGUCGAGAAUAUAAGACGGAACGUUGAGAUCAUGCACGAGGCUAUUAGAGACCUUGAGGGUUACAUGGCCAAACAUCUUGACGCGGUGGCGGAGAUCCGUCCUGGUGCGAAUGUCGAGAAUAUUCGUGAGCAGGCUCGCGCCAUUGUCAAGGGCGCUCAAAUCAUCCAGGAUGCUUGGGUGCAGUUUGUGAAGAUCUGGGAAGAGGAGACUGCGUCUGACGCUCAGGCUAUGGAGGGACAGGGACUUUGA
Aspergillus mulundensis is the source of this 1941-nucleotide messenger RNA. RefSeq lists its product as uncharacterized. The coding region runs from base 1 to 1941 and encodes 646 amino acids. The transcript has 4 exons. NCBI's taxonomy places the organism in Eukaryota, Fungi, Ascomycota, Eurotiomycetes, Eurotiales, Aspergillaceae. The record is from RefSeq and is a predicted model, not a curated record.